CAGGCAACGCCGAUGGCGAAGAGCGAUACGAUGUGGGUGGGGUCUUUACAGGACCUCUUGGCCGGAGACUGGGGGUUUCUGGACCAUUUAAAGCAUUUGGCUCCAACGUUUGGAUGCCUGCUCUAGAAAUGAUAGAUUCGGUGAAAAUAAGGAGACAGUGCAGUUUGGAUUUUUACUCUUAUUAUGAACAUCUCUGUGCACUUCAUGGGUGUGUGCCUGUAUCAGCUGUGAAAGCUAAAAAGCUUCAUGGUGUUCUUGAUAUAAAUGCAGAUCGUAUCAAAGCUACUGAUUGGGCACCCCUUCUGAAUGCUAUCAGACACAACAAGACUUUGACUUCUAUUGCCAUAAGAAGCUUGCACCAUCAGGGGCAUGGAGACUCAGGUGCUGAAAGACAGGGAACUUAUUUUAAAAGAAGAAUUCCAGUGAUUCGCUCCAAAGACUUGUCUGGCCAAUUAUGUAAAUCAAUCAAAGGUUGUCUGAUGAUAUCAAAUGUCCUGAGAAAUUUGGAACUUCAGGGGCUGCUUUUGAGGGAAAGAGACUUAAUAUUACUGGCAAAAGGAUUGGCGAAUACGUCAUCUUUAGAGAGCCUGUCUUUAGCACACUCGCCAGUUGGUGACGGAGGCUUGGAAUUAAUCUGUCAAAGUAUAAAGAAUUCAGCUUGUGUCAGAUCAGUAGAUUUUACGGGAUGCAGUUUGACCUGGCGGGGAGUGGAACACAUCGCCAGUAUCUUAAAGCACCAGGCAAUUAAAAGACAUGGUGAAGCUUGGGCAGAGAGCUUGCGCUAUAGGAGACCUGAUUUAGACUGCAUGGCUGGUUUGAGACGCAUCACUCUCAACUGCAACAUGCUUAUUGGUGACCGAGGAGCUACUGUCCUAGCAGAAUGCCUUGCAGAAGACCUGUGGCUUAAAGCAGUUGAUUUGCAGCAAUGUGGAAUUUCCAAUGAUGGUGCAAAAUCACUCUUGGAUGCUUUUAAGAGUAAUAAAACACUAGUGGUGCUGGACAUUAGAAAAAAUCCAUUAGUAGAUCAUUCUUUGAUAAAGACAGUCAUUGAGAAGGUUCUCAUGAAUGCAAAUGGAGCAAACUUGGAGUACAAGUGGCUUCCAUCUCCAUCCUCAAAAGAUCUCAAAAACAAACCAAAAAAAAGAACUGUUGUCCUAGGAAAUGGUCGGAAAGGAAAGGCCACUAUUCGCAUUGGAUUUGCAUCAAAAAAGCCCAUAAGUCCUGGUAAGGUAACUUCGUGUGAUCAAGAGAGCUAUGCUCCAAAGCCAUUGCCCCCAGGAGCUCAGGGAUUCCUGCCUUGGCGGACUGCAGAACGUGCAAAGCGGCACAGGGCUUCAUCAGUGAAUAAUAUCCAUGACUUGCCACUGCAAAUUCAGGCUGGUAUUCCUUUGAAAGUUACUGUGGAAAGUGCUUCUUCGUCUGAAAUUGAGGAGACCGGUGAUGCUGUUAUUUGUGAUACUGAUGUCUCAAAAUCUCCAGAAAUAAUUAGUUUAAAACAGCACCGUCAAUUAAAGAUGGACUAUGAAGAGUGUCAAUGCAGAUUAAUAGAAGAGCGAAAAGCAAGAGUAACGGCUGAAGAACGCAUAGCAGAGUUGGAGGCGGAAAAUGCCAGAUUAAGGAAUUCAAACAGCUCUUUAUCAGAAGUUCUGCAUGCACAGUCAGUAGCCAGCACAAUUCUGGAAGAUGAAGGCGUUCUGGAUAGCAUUGAGAACUCUUUCCAAAAGUUUCAUGCCUUUUUAGAUCUUCUUAAAGAUGCUGGACUGGGACAACUUGCAAUGAUGGCUGGUAUAGACCAAUCAGAUUUUGGCUUGUUGCAGCGUCCCCAGAUGACUUCUACUCUAAAUAAGCCUGCUAUAACACAAAAGGAGAAUUCAUUUGAAGAAGAAAGACAAAAACACAUGCAGAAUGUCAAAAAUUCUGGUUCAGUUUCUUUUCCUGGCCUUUCCCAUUUCCAGACUGAUUUGGCUCCAUUUCAAGAUAAUAAUUUCCUACUUGCCUCAAGAGAUGUACAACAACAUCAGGUCACUAGUGAGUCCCAGCAAAGUUUACAACAAGGCACUGAAGAAAAUGCAUCAAAAAACUUCCAGGCAGCAUCUUCUGAGAAAAGCAGCAAACCUGUGAAUUUGGAAGAAAAAGUGUCUUCUGUGAGACAACCAGCUACUGGUCACCAUUCAGUCUCUGAUCCCAGUGUAAACCUGUAUAGUAGUAGUAACAAAUACAGCACUGUUGCUAGUGGUGACAGCAAAAAACUUUCCUCUAAAAGACUUCCUCAUUCUAUAAGCAUUUCUGCUAGAGGAGAUCCAAGUAUACAUCAGACUGACCCUUCCAGAAAUGAUACAAUAGGUUCUGAUUCUGAAAUACAAGAAAGCAUUCAUUCUGCAGGAAGUGUUUGAAAACUCCACUCCUGGUUGAUACAAAGUAUUGGAUUGCUGAGAAUCCAUUCAUUGUGUAGAUCUUUGAUGUAAAUGUAUGCUGUAAAAUUUUAAGACUACUUAUUGUCUGUGUUCUUGCUAUGUAAGUAACCUUAGCAAGAAUGUUUGCUGAAAGUAUUGAAAAUAAUUGAUAGCGCAUUUUAUUUCUUAUACGGUUUUAUAAAAAAAAUUAUAUAUUAUUCUGAUGUUUCUCCUGUAUAAUUCUAAUAUGAGUAAAGAUUUUUUAUAGAUACAGAUCUGAGUGAAUAAAUGAGUAUUUUUUUCCUUUUUCAGUUAAUCAUGUCAGCAAUUACUUUA
Eublepharis macularius is the source of this 2729-nucleotide messenger RNA. RefSeq names its product centrosomal protein 78 (gene CEP78). Gene Ontology annotation, molecular function: protein binding. The record is from RefSeq and is a predicted model, not a curated record. NCBI's taxonomy places the organism in Eukaryota, Metazoa, Chordata, Lepidosauria, Squamata, Eublepharidae. The coding region runs from base 114 to 2393 and encodes 759 amino acids. Gene Ontology annotation, cellular component: centrosome. The transcript has 16 exons.